UGAGCAGGCGUGAGGGUGCAGAGAGAGAGAGAGAUUCAUGGAAAAGGGUGUGAAAUAGGAGAUUGUUAUGAAAUCCAGAAUUCAGGUUGUGUUCAGGCUGUUAAUACCGGCUUGGCACUAAAUGGAGAGUUUUUUAAAAGGUGAGUGAGAUUUAUUCGCGGCAUCAACUUGGGCGGGACGUUUGAUGCGAUGAGAUAAGAUGAGACAAUAGUACUUAAUUAAAUUGAAAAUGUCCACGUUUUUUGUGGCAUGCGGACUAUGAGCUCUGCACCGUUCUGUAAAGUCAUUACAUAGAAAGAAAGCAAGAGAAGGAAAGAAUAUCAGUUUUCUAAGGACUAAUGGGAAACUGCACCAAUCCAGUGAAACACAAAAUAACAAAGGACAGGGAUCUCCGUCCAGAAGAGAUAGAAGAGCUGCGGGAGGCUUUUAAAGAGUUUGAUAGGAAUAAAGGCUACAUCAGCUGUAAGGACCUUGGCGAGUGCAUGAGGACUAUGGGAUACAUGCCGACCGAGAUGGAGCUCAUCGAGCUGAGUCAGCAGAUCACCGGAGGCAAAAUCGACUUUGAAGACUUUGUGGAACUGAUGGGCCCUAAAAUGCUUGCAGAAACUGCAGACAUGAUUGGAAUGAAAGAAUUAAGGGACGCCUUCAAAGAGUUUGACUCAAACGGCGACGGGCAGAUCAGCAUUAGUGAACUGAGGGAGGCCAUGAAGAAACUGAUGGGUGAGCAGCUGAACCCGAGGGACAUCGACGAUAUCAUCCGGGACGUGGACCUCAAUGGGGAUGGGCAAGUGGAUUUUGAAGAGUUUGUGAGGAUGAUGUCACGUUGAUGGAUAAUCAUGGAGGACCGACCAUACAUAAUCUCUUUAAUAGUGCUGGAAUAAUGUAGCUAUGACUGUUUUUUAAUGUAAUUAAAUAAUGAUCAGAUUUAUUUUUUCAGUUUAUCUGUAUGUUAAAUUAAUUAUUUAAUAAAGUAAGUUACUGUGGUUUCAUAAUAAAUUAAAUGGAGCUAAGCAGUUUUAUUGCAAAUAUGGUUCAAACAAAUAAUUAUGCUAAUGUGUUUAAAAAGCAGUGCUCUAAUUAA
Molecule: messenger RNA, 1081 nt
Organism: Clarias gariepinus (North African catfish)
Lineage: Eukaryota; Metazoa; Chordata; Actinopteri; Siluriformes; Clariidae
Gene: cabp2b
Product: calcium binding protein 2b
Exons: 6
Coding region: 339-827 (162 amino acids)
Molecular function (GO): calcium ion binding
Source: RefSeq, a predicted model, not a curated record